AUGCAUUCCUUAGUGUUGAUUGUGGGAUUUGGUUCAAUUUUGGGCAUCAUUAACACUCACAAAGUGUUACCCCGACCUAGCCUUAAAUCCUUCAGAGACGACUAUGACAGUGUGGCUAAAACGUGUGUGGUCGUUGGAUUUGUUAAGGACCACUGUAAACAGAAUCUGGACAGGAAAAAUUUGGUAAUAGCAUUCAACGCCAAAGCAAAAGGAAGUGUUCAAUCCGUAAGUGCUGGGAAUAUUGUCAUGUUUGCAGAAGUCGAUUUGAAUAUAGAAGGUGGAUACAACGCAGUUAAAGGAGUUUUCACCGCCCCCAAAUCGGGAGUUUACGUCUUUGAUUGGACAAUAAUGACCUACACCAACAAAAAUGCUUAUACCUAUCUGGUCUUGAAUAGUAAAAGAAAGGCAUAUAACCAUUGUCAUAACAACGCCACAGUAUCUACAUGUCAUGUAGUAAAAUGGCUGUCGUCAAAAUGA
Saccostrea cuccullata (small rock oyster) is the source of this 477-nucleotide messenger RNA. RefSeq lists its product as uncharacterized. NCBI's taxonomy places the organism in Eukaryota, Metazoa, Mollusca, Bivalvia, Ostreida, Ostreidae. The record is from RefSeq and is a predicted model, not a curated record. Gene Ontology annotation, molecular function: protein binding. The transcript is spliced from 2 exons. Bases 1 to 477 code for a protein of 158 amino acids.